CCGUCUGGAUCCAAACUCCAGCCAGGGCAGUUGACUCCUGUCAGUCUGAGCAGCGCAGAACAACGCAUAUCUACUCCAUUUCACCCUGAGACCCUCUGCUUUCGUUGUAAAGGACCCCGAGAGUGCCACCGAACCCCAUUUGAAACCAUAAGCAGCACAGAGGCAAACACCAGGAACAGCACACAGAUUUCCAAGAAGGCCAAAAUGAGCGGAGAUAACCCGGCCCCGUACCUGGAUGGCAUCCCUCCAGACACGCUCCGUAAGGUGCAGCAGUACCUGAAGCCAUUCCAGCUGUCUAAGGAGAAGCUGAAGGAGGUUUCUGCCCGGCUUUACAAGGAUAUGCUUCUAGGUUUGGAGAGAGACCCUCCCUACGAUGCGGCCGUCAAGAUGCUGCCCACCUUCGUCAGGGCCACACCAGACAGGACGGACCGCGGCGACUUCCUGGCGUUGGAUCUCGGUGGAACAAACUUGCGAGUAAUUCACGUCCGUGUGGUGGAGGGGAAUCCGCAAGUGCUGUACAGUGAGAGCACUACCAUCACGACGGAAAUUAAGGAAGGAACUGGAGAAGCGUUGUUCGACCUCAUCGCCGCCUGUCUCGGUGAUUUCCUCGUCUCUCGGGAUCUGAAUGGACAAACUCUUCCUCUGGGCUUCACCUUCUCCUUCCCCUGCGAACAAAGAGAAAUAGACGAGAGCAUCCUGAUCCGCUGGACCAAAGGCUUCAAAUGCUCCGGAGUGGAGGGCAGAGAUGUGGUGCAGUUACUGAAAGAGGCCAUUCGCAGGAGAGGGGACUAUGAUAUACACUCAGUUGCCAUGGUGAACGACACAGUGGGCACGAUGAUGAGCUGCGGCUACGACCAACGCUGCGAGAUCGGCAUGAUCAUCGGGACGGGAACCAACGCCUGCUACAUGGAGGAGAUAAAGAACAUGAAGCGCGUGGCGGGCGAGGACGGGCAGAUGUGCAUCAACACGGAGUGGGGGGGCUUCGGAGACGACGGCUCCCUGAAAGACAUCCAGACGGAGUUUGACGUGGAGGUGGACAAGACGUCUGACAACCGCGGUGUCCAUAUCUUUGAGAAGAUGAUCAGCGGCAUGUAUUUGGGAGAAAUCGUUCGGCUGCUGCUGGUGAGGCUGGCGGAGGACAAGCUGCUGUUUAAGGGACGGACAUCGGAGGCGCUGCGGACCCCGUUUACAUUUGAGACCAAGUUCAUCUCUGAGAUUGAGGAGCAGGACAGCGGUCUGGUAAACACCCUGAGGAUUCUGACCGACUUGGGAUUGGAAUGGGAAUCGGUCGACUGCGCCAUCGUACGUCUGGUCUGCGAAACCAUCUCCUCGCGCUCCGCCAAUCUCUGUGCCGCUGCCCUGGCAACCAUCGCCAACCGUAUCCGUACCAACCGCGGGCUGGACCAUCUGGAGACCACCGUGGGGGUGGACGGGACAGUCUACAGAGAACACCCCAAGUUCAGCAUGAGGCUGCAGGAGACGGUGUGCCUCCUCGCCCCCCUGUGUGACAUCACCUUCCACGUCACGGAGGAAGCCAGCGGGAAGGGCGCUGCCAUGGUGGCGGCCGUGGCUCAGCGGCUGGCCGCUGAGCCGGCUGGCCAGUGAAUUCCUGACUCCACUCCAACAUAACUAAUCACAUAACUAAUAGCAUAAUAAGUUAAGUCAUAGAAUAAAAGUUACGUUUAAAACAUGAAUAAAUAAGAAGCUAGAGCUAAAAGAUAUACCACCCAGACUACCUCUACUCAUAAAUAAAACAAAAACGUUGUACUGUUACAAACUCAACUUGAAUGGCGUUUGAACAUUAAAGGUUCCCUGUGGAGUUUUAGACCUCUACGGUGCUGUUUUUCAAAAAGUCAACAUUUGGGCAACGUUCAUUGGUUGAAAGUGUCAUUGGUCAUUUUCACAUAGCCUUCAUACCUAAACUAUACUGAACAAAUCUAAACUAUACUUGGAUUUUUACAUUUACAAUUAUUUUUGUAUAAAUGUAAUGAAGUACUUUGAUUUCUUUGGUAUUUAAUUUACUGGAUUACAAAUAUUUUAAUAAAUUGCUAUUUUCUGGGAGAUGUAUUAUAUUCUGUGAUUGAAAUUUAUUAAUUCCAUAUCGCCUCCCCCAAACCUGCCACACAUUAGAAGAAGUGACAUGAGCCUCAUUUAUAUAUAUUUCAACCAUUUAAAAGGUCCAAUGUGUGGGAAUUUCUCCAAUCUAGCGUUGAGAUCAUAUAU
This is a messenger RNA of Perca fluviatilis (European perch), 2223 nucleotides long. RefSeq names its product hexokinase-2-like. Bases 205 to 1605 code for a protein of 466 amino acids. The record is from RefSeq and is a predicted model, not a curated record. Gene Ontology annotation, molecular function: mannokinase activity; D-glucose binding; glucokinase activity. NCBI's taxonomy places the organism in Eukaryota, Metazoa, Chordata, Actinopteri, Perciformes, Percidae. Gene Ontology annotation, cellular component: cytosol; mitochondrion. Gene Ontology annotation, biological process: glycolytic process; glucose 6-phosphate metabolic process; intracellular glucose homeostasis. The transcript is spliced from 13 exons.